AUGAGAUUGAUCAUCCGUGAAGAUUAUGAGGAAGUCUCUUCCUACAUUGCCAACUACACCAAGGAGCGUAUUCGUCAAUACAAGCCUACUGCCGAACGUCCUUUUGUCCUUGGUCUUCCUACUGGUUCUUCUCCCAUUGGUACUUACAAGAAGCUUGUUGAGCUUUACAAGGCUGGUGAAAUCAGCUUCAAGCAUGUGGUGACCUUCAACAUGGAUGAAUACGUUGGUCUUCCUCGUGAUCAUCCUGAAUCAUACCAUUCUUUCAUGUGGACCCACCUCUUCAGCCAUGUCGAUAUCAAGCCCGAGAAUGUUCACAUUUUGGAUGGCAAUGCUGAGGAUUUGGACGAAGAAUGCAAGCGUUAUGAAGCCGAGAUUGCUCGUGUGGGCGGUAUCGAGCUCUUUUUGGGUGGUAUUGGUCCUGAUGGUCACAUUGCCUUUAACGAACCUGGUUCAUCUCUUACUUCUCGCACACGUGUCAAGACUUUGGCCUAUGAAACCAUCCUUGCCAAUGCUCGUUUCUUUGAUGGUGAUAUCAGCAAGGUGCCCAAGUUGGCUCUCACUGUCGGUGUUGCAACGGUCAUGGAUGCUCGUGAGGUGUGCAUCAUCAUCACUGGUGCUCAUAAGUCAAUUGCUCUCUCCAAGUGUAUUGAAGAAGGCGUCAACCACAUGUGGACCGUCUCUGCUGUGCAGAUGCAUCCAAAGGGUCUCAUCGUGUGCGACGAGGACGCGACCCUUGAAUUACAUGUCAAGACCGUCAAAUACUUCAAGUCUAUUGAACACGUACACCACUCCCUCAUUGGUGCCGAGAACCUUGGUCUUCAGGGUGGCGUGAAGCAAUUGCGUAGCCCAACUUCCGCUGAGCACCCUAAGACUCCCUUUGAGUAA
Lichtheimia ornata is the source of this 885-nucleotide messenger RNA. RefSeq names its product glucosamine-6-phosphate isomerase 1. The transcript is spliced from 6 exons. Bases 1 to 885 code for a protein of 294 amino acids. Lineage: Eukaryota; Fungi; Mucoromycota; Mucoromycetes; Mucorales; Lichtheimiaceae. Gene Ontology annotation, biological process: N-acetylneuraminate catabolic process; D-glucosamine catabolic process; carbohydrate metabolic process. Gene Ontology annotation, molecular function: identical protein binding; glucosamine-6-phosphate deaminase activity. The record is from RefSeq and is a predicted model, not a curated record. Gene Ontology annotation, cellular component: cytoplasm.